Molecule: messenger RNA, 1508 nt
Organism: Odobenus rosmarus divergens (Pacific walrus)
Lineage: Eukaryota; Metazoa; Chordata; Mammalia; Carnivora; Odobenidae
Gene: TSPYL1
Product: TSPY-like 1
Exons: 1
Coding region: 100-1401 (433 amino acids)
Biological process (GO): nucleosome assembly
Cellular component (GO): nucleus; chromatin
Molecular function (GO): histone binding; chromatin binding
Source: RefSeq, a predicted model, not a curated record
GAGAUUAGAGGGCGGGUGGUGCCAACCGUCGGCUGGCGAGCGGGUGGCUUCUGUGAGGAAAACGGACGUUAGUCUACCGUUGGUCAGGCUGCUACUGACAUGAGCGGCCUGGCUGGGGCUGAGAGGUCCCUUUUCCCCCAAACCGGCAGUCUCACGAUUCCCGACCAUGCCCCAGGAGACCUGGACCCAGACCAGUGCCUGAAGCUCCGUGAGGAAACCGAGGUGUCGCAGGUGAUGGCGGAGCCGGGUGCGGGAAGCUUGAACACGGUCGCGCUCCCACCGCCUCAGCUUCCAGAGGAGUGGGGAGCCUUCCACGCCCCUACGGGCUGUGGCCACCCUGCCCAGAUCCGAGGCGGUGGGAAUCGCGGUUUCGCAGCGACCGAAGCGGGGCAGGCGGAGGCUCCGCCUCUCACGGAAGGCCUGGAAGCUGUGUCGGUGUCCGUGGCAACGGACAACAGCCUGAAAAAUGGCUGUCGGAGUGGAGAGCCGCGCGGCCCAGGUGGGGAGAAGCCAGAGAGGCCGGGGUCUGAGAUGUUGGCAGAGGUGAAGGCCAAGGCAGUGGAACCUGAGAAGUGCGCCAUUUUCUCCGUAGCAGUGGAUGAGGAGGUGGUGAAGGAAGGAGUGAAGGAGGAGGAGGAGGAAGUGGUGGUGGAGCAGAAGAUGGAGAUAGAGAAGCAAGUAGGUGAAGAAAUAGAAAUGAUUGAAGAAAAUAGAGUGGUAGAGGAGGGGCAGGAAGAAGCAGGGCCCCGACCCUUGAAUAUGGAUCUCCGCAUGAACCCCCUGGAAGCCAUCCAGUUGGAACUGGACACUGUGAAUGCUCAGGCUGACAGGGCUUUUCAGCAACUGGAGCAUAAAUUUGGGCGGAUGCGUCGUCACUACCUGGAGAGGAGAAACUACAUCAUUCAGAAUAUCCCGGGCUUCUGGGUCACUGCCUUUAGGAACCACCCCCAGUUGUCCCCCAUGAUUAGGGGCCAAGAUGCAGAGAUGUUAAGAUACAUAACCAAUUUGGAGGUAAAGGAGCUCAGACACCCUAGAACUGGCUGCAAAUUCAAGUUCUUCUUUCGAAGAAACCCUUACUUCAGAAACAAGCUUAUUGUCAAAGAAUAUGAGGUCAGAGCCUCUGGCCGAGUGGUGUCUCUUUCCACUCCAAUCAUAUGGCGCCGGGGCCAUGAACCCCAGUCCUUCAUUCGCAGGAGCCAAGAUGUCGUCUGCAAUUUCUUCACCUGGUUUUCAGACCACAGCCUUCCAGAGUCUGACAAGAUUGCUGAAAUUAUCAAAGAGGAUUUGUGGCCAAAUCCACUGCAAUAUUACCUGUUGCGUGAAGGAGUCCGUAGAGCCAGACGUCGCCCCAUAAGAGAGCCAGUAGAGAUCCCCAGGCCGUUUGGAUUCCAGUCUGGUUAAUCUCGGCCUUUGGAAAUACUGCACAAGGUCCCCUACCACCUCUUGCUGGACCUGUGCUUGGACAACAGAAAUGGGUAUGCCUUCUGCCUUUUUUUUUUUCCCUUUUC